AUGGCGAAAGGAAAGCGUAAUUCACUGAAAAAGAAGAAGAAACCAAAAGGAACUGACGAGGUUCAAAACGGCGAGGAAGACGAGGAUGUGAAAACUUGUCCUCAUAUUCCAAAGGCAGUCAAACUGAACUGUUUGCAGAACAAAGUUCCUCACACUUCACUGGGACAGUGUUUGUCUCAGCUAUCUUCUUCUGUCCAACAGGGAUGUGAUAGGAACAGCCAAGACAAGCACGCUCUGUCACAUCACAGAGAAAACCCUUCCCACAGCAUUGUGGUUCAUCUUCAAAACUGGGUUGUAUGGUGUUAUGCUUGUGAUGAUGAAGUCCAAGUUGAACCUGAGUCUUCAGUUCAGAAGUGCAUCAAAUUGUUAUUAAAGGCUAUGAAUUUAAGCCCUCCUGCAGAAUUAGAACCAUCUUUAUCUAGUCAAGACAAGGUUUCUACUGAGAAACUCAAGAGAGAUGGAUCCAAAGCCAAUAAUCAGCUUAAGAGUCAGAUUAAGGGUUUGGCAAAUCUUGGGAACACAUGUUUCUUUAAUUCUGUUAUGCAGAAUUUAUGCCAGACAGAGCUGCUUCAUGUAGCAGCUUCAUGUGCUGCACAAGAAGGGUUUUCAUACCAUGUUACUCCAAAUGAUAAAGAUUUGCCACAACUGAAAUUAAAAGUUGAAGAUCCACCUGGAGAAGUGACUAAAGCUCUAUGGAAGCUACUUCAAGAUUUCAGAACCUCAACUGAUCGAACCUUAACACCACGGCAGCUGUUUUCCGAGAUUUGCAAGAAAGCCACACGGUUUAAGGGAUAUAGACAGCAAGACAGUCAAGAACUGCUGCGUUAUCUUUUGGAUUCAAUAAGAAAUGAAGAACUCUGGCGAGUCAAACGUGCUGUGUUGCACUCGUUUGGUGUCAAACGUGGUGCUAACGGGGAGACGUUGGACGACAACAAACGGAAACAAGUCAAAGAGUAUGGAGCGAGCGCUGCAGCACCGCUCAUAGACAGUGUGUUUGCCGGCAGGCUUGUCAGCAUUGUCACUUGUCACCAAUGUCAUCAGGAAUUCAAAGUAGAGGAGACAUUUCUGGAUUUGUCCUUACCAUUGGCGUCACCUCCGCAGGACUCCUUUAGCAACAGGUUCUUCGGAAAAGGUGGCAAACAGAAUCCAAAAUCAUCGAAUAUUCCUAAGAAUGUCACGAAGAAUGAAAAGGACGAUGAUAACCAGAAGGAAACAAAGAGUCCCAGUAAACAUCAGCUAAAAUCAGCCAGAAAAGCUGAAAGGAAAAAAAGAAAGGGAGGAAAAGGCCAUGGAAAGAAAGGAAAAGCGUCGCAGCAGGUCGACGACAACAAACAAGAUGAUGAUGAUGAUGAUGAUGAAUUAGACAAGCGGGUGUCAGAGGAGGAAGGCCAUGAACCUAACCAGAUGAACGUGUCUGACCUGGAAGGAAGCGAUAGUGAUCAAGAGAACAAAGUGAAUGAAACAGCGGUACCUGGGAAUUAUAGCCAAGGUUUUGAAGUGAUUCCCAACAAUGAUAUCCAAUUGAGAGAUGUUAGUAGCCGAUCAAAGUCCUCUGAAGUCAACGAAAAAGACGUAGACACCUGUAUUUUAGAUGUAAACAACGGCGAAUAUUUAGCAGAAAACACAGUCGCUCGUGCUGGUACGGAGCAAACAGAGGGCGUGAAGGACAUAGAAGAACAGCGCGCGAUGCAAACAGAACAAAGUCCAGAACAAUUUCGAGCGAAGGAGAGAGAGAGUUUGAAUAGUAGAACGAAUGGAAAUGGUUUUUCUAAUGGCAAUGAAGAAGACAAACGUUCGCCCAUGGAAAUUUUGAAAAGUAACCAAGUAACUGCGUCAAAACAUCUAAGUUGCGAUUCUUCACGGUGCAGCCAAGAGAAAGGGACUGAGAAAGAUGAACAUUAUCAACAAAGGUGUGAAGAAUUCCCAUCGAGCAUAAAGGAAUUUGUAGAAGAAAUUAUAAAUAUGGCUGUGCAGUACUUGAGUCUGGAUAAACCCAACGAACUUCAAGACAAACUGGUUACUAGUAGAUCAUCGCAGAGUUCUUCGCCGACUUGUGUAUCUAGUAGUGAGAAACAGGCUAAAGAAACACGAAAUGAUUUUCAAGAGAAAACAGAGGAAGCUGAAGUUGACACAAAGUCAACUAAAGCCGUUCCUAGUCUUGAGAGAGAACUGGAUUGCGCCUCAACAGAGAAAAGAACAAACAAUAAAGAGAACGAAAGAUUUUGUUCGGAUUCAGGAAAGAGCGAUGAAAACGAAGGAACAACGGAGGUAUCUGUAAAAAGCGAGGAAGAAAGUGAAACUGAGUCUGAAGAAGAAUUUGAAAAUGAUCAAAGAUUAGAUAGGAUUCUUACUGUACAACCUGCGUAUCAACCCUCCCCAGGCGAAUGCUCUGUGUUGUCGUGUUUAAGCCAAUUUUGCGUCUCGGAAUUAUUAGACGGCAAUAAUAAAUUUGCUUGUGAGGAGUGUACCAAGCGAGCGCAGCGGACCAAGAAGAAGAAGGGAGGUAGAACAACGAAAGACAGUGACAAAGAUGAAGUUAGUGCAGACUGUUCUUCAGAAGAUGAACUAAAAGGUGCCAAAGCCGAGAAGUCUUCGAAGAACAAGAACAAGGACUCCAAACAGCAGAUCGUGUAUACCGUGGCUAGUAAACAGAUGCUGAUCUCUCGUGCCCCACCAGUCCUCACUCUACACCUUAAACGAUUCCAGCAAGCUCGUUUUACCUUGCAGAAACUCACCAAACACGUGGACUUUCCACUGGAACUGAACUUGGCGCCGUUUUGCAGCAGAAGUGGAAGGAGUCGAGCAGACUCGGAAGGGCAAGUGCUGUACUCACUGUAUGGAGUAAUUCAACACAGCGGUAACAUGAACAGCGGACAUUACACAGCCUACGUGAAAGUCAGCGAACCGCCAGUGAAAAGUUUGUACGACAAAAUUACUUCAAUGAGUGAUCUAACGAAUUUUAUUGAGAAAAUGUGGACUCAAAAGUCCGACGCCAAACACGGUAGUUCCCGUACUCGUCAUGAGCCUGCGCUGAGUGGUCAGUGGUUUCAUGUCAGUGAUUCAAGCGUUAGUGCCGCAGCGGAGAGUAAAGUGCUCAAGAGUCAAGCCUACAUGUUGUUCUAUGGCCGCCUUCCUCUUGUCAGUGGAUGACAAAUUUGAUUUUUCUGGGCUUAGUAGAGAUUUUAAAAUCAAGGGUUAAAAAUGAUUCAUGUUCAGUAUGUUUUGCUCUGUUUUAUGAGUUAAGUUUCAAUCAAGCCAUUUUCUUGGCCCGUUAGAUACAAUCUUUACUUGGUAGCACGCGAUUGCCUCGCAAAAUUUCCAUCGCCUUGAUUGGCCGUUGUAAGUAUCUGGUUUCACAAAUCUCAGUUUAACAUAACCAAAGUAAAGCGCGCGCUCUGAUUGGUCCAUUCAGUGUCCUUCGUUUGCCCAUGUGUGUACGCUGCUGACGUGAGCGGCAAAUGCAAAGACUAGUUUCUACGCGCUUUUUUUUUCUGGUCACGUGAGAUUUCAGCGUUAAAUGAAAGAGAACUCUUUAGCUACAAAGUAUCGAUGUUAUGUUAUGAAACGAAUGGUACAUCUAGACACCACAGCGUACACUAUUGAGUUAUGGAUGCACUUGAAAGGUUUGCUAAGUGCCGAAGAAGCUCUAGUCGGUCUCAGCUAUCUCCUCGCGCGACUCUUACGCUUCUUUCGUGCUUAGCAACCUCCCGCGUGCAUCCAUCACUUAAUACUAGUGUACACUGCGAUGUUUCCUACUUGUUAAUUGUUUUUGAAAUGCAAGGGACUGGUCAGUAUUCUCCUGUCAAUGGUAGUUAUCUGACUUUGUCACUGCGCAUUGCUGCCAGGGUCUAGAGAGUGAAGCAACUCGUUAAGGCCAGGGUUAAAGUGAACCCUUCGGUCAAACCCAAUAAUUUCAAAAAGGAGCCGAAAAGGAUAACUAAUUUUCUAAGAUAUCCACUCGUUAAUGAAAAAGAGUUUUGUCAUCUACAGUUUCAUAGCUGAUAUCUGUGGUGAGCUGGAAUUUUCUGCGAUCAUCCAUUGUAAACCAAUCAAACUGUAAGACUAAUAAAGAACUGAACGUGUUUACAACUCAA
Molecule: messenger RNA, 4094 nt
Organism: Stylophora pistillata
Lineage: Eukaryota; Metazoa; Cnidaria; Anthozoa; Scleractinia; Pocilloporidae
Product: ubiquitin carboxyl-terminal hydrolase 16
Biological process (GO): protein deubiquitination
Cellular component (GO): cytosol; nucleus
Molecular function (GO): zinc ion binding; cysteine-type deubiquitinase activity
Source: RefSeq, a predicted model, not a curated record